Neoarthrinium moseri is the source of this 981-nucleotide messenger RNA. RefSeq lists its product as uncharacterized. The coding region runs from base 1 to 981 and encodes 326 amino acids. The record is from RefSeq and is a predicted model, not a curated record. Lineage: Eukaryota; Fungi; Ascomycota; Sordariomycetes; Amphisphaeriales; Apiosporaceae. The transcript has 3 exons.
AUGCCUUCCAAGUCACCCGUUUUCCUGGCCCUCGCCGCCGGCGCAAGCCUCGUCUCCGCCCACGGAUUCGUCUCGCAGGUCACUGUUGACGGUAAGGUCUUCCAGGGCUAUCCGGCUAGCUCCGCGCCGUAUGAGAACCCAGCCGUCGACCGCAUCGCCUGGUCCGAGACCGCCACGGACAACGGUUUCGUUGCCCCUGAUGCAUUCGCCUCUGGCGACAUCAUCUGCCACCGAGGUGCCAAGAACGCUGCCCUGACUGCCAACAUUGCUGCCGGAGGUUCGAUCGAUAUCCAGUGGAACACCUGGCCCGAAUCCCACAAGGGUCCCGUCAUCAACUACCUGGCCGACUGCGGUGGCGAUUGCUCUACCGUCGAUAAGAGCACACUGCAGUUCUUCAAGAUUGCAGAGAGCGGUCUGAUUGACGGCUCGGCCUCCCCUGGAACCUGGGCUAGCGACGAGCUGAUCGCCAACAACCUGACCCAAACCGUCACCAUCCCUUCCUCACUAAAGGCCGGCAACUACGUGCUCCGCCACGAGAUCAUUGCUCUCCACUCUGGCAACCAGGCCAAUGGCGCUCAGAACUACCCUCAGUGCUUCAACCUGGAGGUCACUGGCUCCGGCAGCGAGCUGCCCAGCGGAACUCUUGGAACCGCUCUCUACAAGGCGGAUGAUGCCGGUAUUCUGUUCAACAUCUACCAGACCCUGACCAGCUAUACGAUUCCCGGCCCUGCUCUGGCAUUCGCUGGCUCUGGCUCCGGUUCUGGCUCCGGUUCGGCUGCCACCACCGCUGUUACCGCUGCCAGCUCGACCACGGUUGCAGCCGCGUCUACUUCUGCCGCCGCAACUUCAGCUGCUGCCACCACUACCGCUGCUGCCACCACGAGCAAGGCCGCUACAACUUCGACCGUUAGCAGCCCGUCUGCGAGCAAGACUCCCUGCAAGAAGCGACGCAGCCACGCUCGUGACGUCAAGAAGAACUAA